CCGGGGCUUCGGCGUCCCUGACACCCCCGCCCCCCUUCGAUUGCCCCUGCCCGCGCCCUCCAGAGCUGCUUGGCGCCCGGCGUCCCGCGCCCGCCUGAACAGCUCUUGUACCCCACACCCGGGCCAGAAGCCGGAGAAGGCGGGCGAAGUGAGGGGGCGCGGCGUGGAGCAGCCUCCCCGGCGGUGAGCCGGUAGCUAACGCGUAGUAGCGAGCGCCAGGGACCGCAGGAGUUCGCGGAGCGCGGCUGCGGGGGGCGGACAUCAGCGCCCGCGCUGCAAGAUGCCGGGCCUCCGAGUGUGAGCCGAGCCAGGAGGGCCCCGAGCCACCUGCGCCCCCUCCCCUCUCCCUGCCCCCCGUCUUUCGGGGGGCUCCCAAAUCCCCUUCCCCUGAGUUCCGCGGCAGCCCCUAACGACCCCCAUCACCCUCUGCUCCCUCCCCGCCACCAACCCCAAGGAGGGAUGACCCUCUCCGGCGGCGGCAGCGCCAGCGAUAUGUCCGGCCAGACGGUGCUGACGGCCGAGGACGUGGACAUCGAUGUGGUGGGCGAGGGCGACGACGGGCUGGAGGAGAAGGACAGCGACACGGGUUGCGAUAGCCCCGCGGGGCCGCCGGAUCUGCGCCUGGACGAGGCGGACGAGGUGCAGCCGGCGGCACCCCAUCACGGGCAGUCUCAGCCGCCCCACCAGCAGCCCCUGGUAUUGCCCAAGGAGGCGGCUGGAGCCGGGGCCGGGCCUGGGAGCGAGGCGGGCGCGCCGGAGGCAGACGGCUGCAAGGGUGGCGAAGAGGGCGGCACGAGCGGCAGCGGGCCCGGCGCGGGUAGCGGUGCAGCUGGUGGCCUGACUCCAAGCAAGCCCAAGAACAGCCUGGUGAAGCCACCCUACUCGUACAUUGCGCUCAUCACUAUGGCCAUCCUGCAGAGCCCGCAGAAGAAGCUGACCCUGAGUGGCAUCUGUGAGUUCAUCAGCAAUCGCUUCCCCUACUAUCGGGAGAAGUUCCCCGCCUGGCAGAACAGUAUCCGCCACAACCUCUCACUCAACGACUGCUUCGUCAAGAUCCCCCGCGAGCCGGGCAACCCAGGCAAGGGCAACUACUGGACCCUGGACCCGCAGUCUGAGGAUAUGUUCGACAACGGCAGCUUCCUGCGGCGCCGGAAACGCUUCAAGCGCCACCAGCAGGAACACCUGCGCGAGCAGACGGCGCUCAUGAUGCAGAGCUUCGGCGCUUACAGCCUGGCUGCGGCGGCAGGCGCCGCGGGACCGUACGGCCGCCCCUACGGCCUGCACCCAGCGGCCGCAGCCGGCGCCUACUCGCAUCCAGCAGCUGCAGCAGCUGCAGCUGCGGCCGCGGCGCUCCAAUACCCAUACGCCCUGCCGCCAGUGGCUCCCGUGCUGCCGCCCGCCGUGCCCCUGCUGCCCUCGGGCGAGCUGGGCCGAAAAGCGGCCGCCUUCGGUUCACAGCUCGGCCCGGGCCUGCAGCUCCAACUUAACAGCCUAGGCGCGGCGGCGGCUGCCGCGGGCACGGCGGGCGCCGCGGGCACCACGUCGCUCAUCAAGUCAGAGCCCAGCGCGCGGCCGUCGUUCAGCAUCGAGAAUAUCAUCGGAGGGGGCCCCGCGGCGCCCGGCGGCUCAGCCGGGAGCGCUGGCGGUGCCAGCGGCACUGGGGGGGCCGGGGGCAGCGGGGGCGGUGGCACCGCACAAUCUUUCUUGCGGCCGCCCGGGACUGUGCAGUCGGCGGCGCUGAUGGCCACGCACCAGCCACUGUCGCUGAGCCGGACGACUGCUACCAUCGCGCCCAUUCUGAGCGUGCCGCUCUCCGGACAGUUCCUUCAGCCUGCAGCCUCCGCCGCCGCCGCCGCUGCUGCCGCCGCUCAAGCUAAAUGGCCAGCGCAAUAGGGACGCGCCGGUGGCCGGGGCGCAGGCCGGUCGGCAGCCCCAGGCAGCAUCUGCACUUCCAGGCUGCGCGCUCCUCCGCCCCGGUCCCGGUCCCCCUACCCAAUCCUGGACUCGGCCAUAUCCAACCCCCGCCCCGAUCCCCCAACACCGACCUUCCGCGGCCUCCAUCCCCUCGCGCACACCUAAGCUGACCGAGCAAACUCACCGCGCGCCCGCCGGGAAUAGCUUUCCAUACAGGUAAAACCGAUAACCGAAUUUUCCAAAAAUGCACCCGACGGCGCCUGUUCUCAGUAUCGUAGGGGUGGAGGGAAAUUCUUUGUACAUAUUUGUAUAAAAAUUAUUGACUUUCCUUUUGGGGUUUUUAUUUUUUUAAGACAAAACAAAUUCAGUAGAUUUAGAGCUCUGAACUUUCAUUUUUUUUGAAGGUUCACUCUCCGCAGUUUUAUCUGAGAAAAUGUAUAGAGACGUUGGGAGAUUUUAAAUACAAAAUUUUCAAAAAGGCGAAGUGUCAUUCUAUUAUAAAAGUCUGUUUAUAUAUGAAUGAAUAUAUAUGGUAUUCUAAAUGUUAUUCCAUCGUG
Messenger RNA from Sciurus carolinensis (gray squirrel), 2471 nucleotides. It is a transcript of the gene Foxd3, whose product is annotated as forkhead box D3. The coding region runs from base 460 to 1893 and encodes 477 amino acids. Gene Ontology annotation, biological process: anatomical structure morphogenesis; cell differentiation; regulation of transcription by RNA polymerase II. The record is from RefSeq and is a predicted model, not a curated record. The transcript has a single exon. Gene Ontology annotation, molecular function: RNA polymerase II cis-regulatory region sequence-specific DNA binding; DNA-binding transcription factor activity, RNA polymerase II-specific. Lineage: Eukaryota; Metazoa; Chordata; Mammalia; Rodentia; Sciuridae.